Penicillium cosmopolitanum is the source of this 864-nucleotide messenger RNA. RefSeq lists its product as uncharacterized. The transcript has a single exon. Lineage: Eukaryota; Fungi; Ascomycota; Eurotiomycetes; Eurotiales; Aspergillaceae. The record is from RefSeq and is a predicted model, not a curated record. Bases 1 to 864 code for a protein of 287 amino acids.
AUGCCCGACCCACGCUUCGAGGAGAUCAUUCAAAGUUUGUCGCUGAUGCCAACGGAAAUGGCCCACGCGAUAAUUGACGAUCUUCGUGUUUUGGACGUGCUCAAUUUGCUACUAUAUGACAAUCCCAGAGUUACUUCUGCGAUUUCUUCGCACCCCGGCUGCCAAGCUGUGAUCGGCAUAACCCCUGACACAUUCUGCGAAAGGAAGGAACUGAUCAAAAGCUACUGGGGUCUGGCCCGUCAGACUGGUAUCAACAUUGAUGAGAUCUGGUAUAGAUCGGUCAUUGGGCUCAAUGUCAACUGUGCCGAAUUCCAACACCUCCCUUCAAUCACCGACGACCUCCACGCUCACAUAUUGAAGUAUGUCGAGGACCAGACAAGCGUGGUAGAUUUGAAUCGGUUCACCGUUGGAUCCAAGGAAAUUCCGCUAGUUACAUCUGCUUCAUCUCUUGCACAGCUCGAAGAAUGCUGUAAAGCCGUGCGUGCGGCUAAAGUUCAGUAUUUCGCACAAGCCUCGGGCCAGCUGCGCCGGGCAUGUACACUGCUGGAAAACAAUCCCGAUCUCUUGAAACGAACCCUGGACCCAAAUCAAAAAAGGCGACCAAACACUGCGCACAUCACCGCCAGAAUGAACCUCGUCGCCGACAAAAUUGCUAAGAGCAAUUUGCAGAACCAAGUGCACACCGAGUACUAUCGCUACACAUUUUUCCCUUUGACUCCCUUUGACACUUCUUUGACAGAGUUGCUUCGAAUGAUGGAUUAUUUUGAUAUCACCGCCGCGGGUGUACUUUUGCUCAACAAAGAUGGUUCCUCCUCUUGCGGACGGCAGCAUACCCGGAGGUCCAUCGGCUUGCUAGUGUGGUGA